Molecule: messenger RNA, 2844 nt
Organism: Acanthaster planci (crown-of-thorns starfish)
Lineage: Eukaryota; Metazoa; Echinodermata; Asteroidea; Valvatida; Acanthasteridae
Product: alkaline phosphatase-like
Biological process (GO): dephosphorylation
Molecular function (GO): alkaline phosphatase activity
Source: RefSeq, a predicted model, not a curated record
AUGGCGUGUCGCGUGCUUCAAUUCGGCCUUUUGGCGACUUUGUUUUUCCUAACGCAACACGAAACGAUAGCUGCCGAUGAAACCACUCCUCAGUAUUGGUACGACCGUAGUCAGGUGGAGUUAGACGCCGCCCUGGUUGAGUCGCAAGGCUUCAACACCAACAGAGCCGAGGGAAUGAUCUUAUUCAUUGGGGACGGCAUGAGCGUGUCCACCGUGACCGGGGUCAGAAUCUGGAAAGGACAGAAGGCUGGUAACACCGGAGAAGAGUCUAAACUCGUUUACGACGACUUCCCUCAUUUCGGAUACUCCAAGACGUACAAUACCGACUCCCAAGUUCCCGACUCCGCCGGGACUGCCACAGCUUACCUCACCGGAGUCAAAACGAAGCGCCGUGUCUUGGGCUUGGACGCCGGUAUCCAGGUCAAGAACUGCAAUUCGAUAUCUGGCCACGAAGUGGACUCCAUUUUGGCCAUGGUCAAGAAAAAUGGGCUACCGGUGGGUAUCGUCACGACAACCCGCAUCACCCACGCCUCGCCUGGGGGAGCCUACGCCCACGUACCACACCGAAGCUGGGAGGAUGACUCUGAGUUGCCUCAGGAAGCGGUGGACAACGGCUGCAAAGACAUCGCCAAGCAGCUCGUGAAAGACCACGACAUCGAUGUGAUCCUGGGAGGGGGAAGGCGUAGGUUCUUGAUGAAGUCACAGCAAGAUGAGACAGGUUGGGCGGGCGCGCGGAGCGACGAGGACCUGAUCGCGGCUUGGAAGGCCAAGUACGCAAACAAAGCCAGCGCCGAGUACAUCACGACCAGGGAUCAGUUACUCACCAUCGAUCCAGAUGACACGGAAUAUCUCCUCGGUCUAUUCGGUUAUGCAGAACUGAACUUCGACAUCUCCAGAACAGCCAAGGAGCCUACGCUGGCUGAGAUGACGGAGAUGGCCAUUCGUAUUCUCCAGAAAAAGAGCACAGACGGAAGAUACUUCCUCUUCGUUGAAGGUGGUAGGGUCGAUCAUGGUCACCACUACGACCAAGCCAAGUUUGCCAUCACAGACGGACUGGCUCUGGAGGCGGCCAUAGCCAAGGCCAAGGAACUCACGACUCCAAACACCCUCAUAGCUCUCUCCUCGGAUCACAGCCAUACGCUGAGUUUUGCUGGCUACCCGAAAAGGGGGAAUCCCAUCUUUGGUAAAAUAUUCUCCGACUCCUACAAUUUGCCGUAUACAACACUCAGCUACUAUUCAGGCAGGACGGCCUUGUUAGAUGUGGCGCUGUCUUUCAGGUUCAAUGGACAUCGGCCGGAUGUUACUAACGUCGAUACAGAGAAAAAGUCUUACGCCCAGCAGGCACUCGUUGGUACCUAUUCGGCUACGCACAGCGGAGAGGACGUGGCUAUCUUCGCCACCGGGCCGUGGUCUCACCUCUUCCACUCCGUCCACGAGCAGAACUACAUCCCGCACGUCAUGAUGUUCGCCGGCUGCGUUGGAGACUACUAUGACACCUGCCGAGAUUCGCCCCUCAUCAGCGGAAGUUUGACGGCCGAGGAUGCAGCAGUGCCGGCCAGGUUUCGUUAUGCGGCAAAGCCUAAAAGCUUCACCCUAGUGUAGUAUCCCCAUGGGUCGGGGCUGUCUGGGCUGUCCCUCCCUGGGGUAACCAUUAUCAAAUCCCUACUUGUCUUGAAUCAAAGCGACUGUAAAUAUAAUUAUAUCACAAUGUCUUUCAUCCAUUAUUCACCCCUGCAGGUUAAGUGCAUAGGCCUAUUGGUGGCGCUCAUUUUGGCAUGACUGCUGAGAUCAGUAAGUGUAGAAAUUGUGAGGCCUUCAAACACCAUAGCUUCUGACGUCAGACAUACUUGUUCACAGAAUCUUGGGGUGAUACAGGGCGGAUACUGGAGGAACACGCGGAAAGUGUCCAGUCAUGUUCUCCUGGAAACCACUAUAAUCAUGAUACUUCCCUGUACACUCUAAAAACAUUCUGACUACAAAUUUAACGUUUCUGAGUCAAGGGAGCGAACCCCUACUCAGUAAACUCACAGGCACUGUAACAAAGAGAUUACGUUUAAAAGCACUGUUUGAUCUACUGGUUUAAGAAAAAUGCAACCGCUGACUUUGUAGACUUUUAAAUCUCUUAAAUUAAAGCCGCACAUUUUGCGCCAGGGAGAUGCACCGAGAGCGUCUGUUGUGACAUGUGGGCACAAUAAUGAGAUGGCAUAGCAAAAUUUAAGAGAAAAGGGAAUUGAGUUGGCAUGAACCUGACUAAAGUAAAUUAAGAUUGCAGGCAACCUCACUUGCAGUAAGAUUUAAUAUACGAAAUACAGAAUACGGCAUUGUUGUUUCAAACUGAGAAAUGAAAAAUAUCUUUGAUAUUUGUUGUACAAACGGUCUCAUUCCCCGAAUCCCCGUCAACAAUGAGGGGGGUUGCAGUAACCGGGUAAUUAGUAGCUUAAAUUGAAAUGUACAACAGUAUUUUCACUUUCCCCCAUUUUAUUUCACAUUUCAAGAAAUAUUACAUUCGAAAUCUACACAAAUAUGUAGAACAAACGAGGGUUGAAUUCCCCCAUAUUUUUCCACAUUUAGAGCUGGUCCAUACUGCAUGCAGGCGAAUGCAAAAGCGAAGUGAAUUUAAGGCCAUGACAAAUGUUCUGCAAUAUUUUGCUUGACAAAUUCGAUUUCGUUUCGCUUUUGCAUGAAGUAUUAAACCAGCCUUUACUCUGUACAAAAAUCGGCAUUAGAAAAUAAAUCACAUUUUAAUUAGGUUGAGAUACCUUAUAGUGCGUUAGAUUUGAGGUGGAAGCAACGAUAAAUGGCGUAUUAAAGUUAUGGUUACUAGUUAUUGAACAAGUGUAAAAA